Molecule: messenger RNA, 1363 nt
Organism: Paramecium sonneborni
Lineage: Eukaryota; Ciliophora; Oligohymenophorea; Peniculida; Parameciidae
Source: the annotation of a GenBank genome assembly
AUGAUUCCUGAACAUAUAAUCUAAAAACUCAAACCUAAACAAGGACAUUAUUCAAUUGAUGUUAAGGAAUCUUUUAUUGAUAAAUAACGUCGUUUAAGUGAAAUUGAACGACAAACUGUUCUUCAAAAAAAACAAAAAGAAAUGCAACUGUUUAGAUAAACUUUUUCUACAUCAAGUUCCAAAUUAUCAAAAUCUGGAAAAAGAAUUAUGAUCAAAACUAGAGGAUCUAAUUAAGCUAUACCAAUUGAAUAAUAUUAAUAAUAAUCUAUUCCUCCUCCUCCUCUUACUACUCCUACAUCUAAUAUUGCUCGUAAACAUUAUUAAUCAUAAUCUUUAUCAUUACCUCGUUUAGAUUCAGAAACUAACUAUAUUCCAAACUUAAAAAAAGAACCAGAAAAUCUUUAUAAUACAUAAUAAUAAGAUAACCUAAAUCAAAAUAUUUUAACAGAAUAAAUCGAAUAAAUAGAACAAGAUUAAAUCCCACCUUCUCAAGAUAAUAAUAAUAAUGAUCAUAUUCAAUGUAUGGUUGAAUAACACUUAUCUGAUUAUUAAGCAUUUGUUCUACAUUUAGCUGGUAUAUAAUUACAUGAUUAAAGAUAGGGAAAUGCAUUUGUGUUUAAUGUCCAUGUGGUAAAUGUAAAUGCAAAUUUGAAUAUUAACCAUUCAAACCCAACAUUUCUUGGAAAUCACAUUACAAUUAAGAGUUCAAAUAAGCUUCUCUUAAAGAUUAAGAACUUAAAAUCAAUCUUAAUUCUAUUGGUAGAUAUUAAAACUUAGACUUAAAUGAAUUUAAAACAACUAUGGCUACUGAUUAUAAAUAAUGUGAUGCAUUUCCAAAUAACGUAAUUGAAAAACCAAAAUAUUAAGCUACUCUUGGAUCUACACCAAUGACAUCUUAUAAUGUAUAAAUAAUUAUAUUUAGAAAUUCUAUAUGGAUUAUGGAGACUUGCAUCAUGAAUAAUUUAAAUAAAGCCAUUAUAAGACUGUAAUACCAGAAUUGAAAUUUACUUCGUCAACGACAUAUGGAAGCGAAUUUAGAACACCAAAAUAAGCAGACAUAUCUGUAAUAAAAAAUAUUGUCAUUAGAGAGUUAAAAACCACCUAAUGGGAAACCUUUUCCAACAAUAGAUUUAUUUUUAGGAUAGUCAUAAAAUAAAUUAGUACAUGAUUUAAAAAUGCCUGAGAAAUCUUAUUAAGUAAAGAAUUUUUAGGAGGUAAUAAAAUGGAUUUUAUAUAUGUUUAGCCUAUUUAGAAUACUCCAGCAUUUGAAAAAUAAUUCAUGAGUACGACAAAAAAGGAUUUUGUAAUGAAAGAAGUUCCAUGUAUUAGAAAUCAAUAUUCAUAAUAAUUAUAAUAAUAUUGA